Messenger RNA from Glycine soja, 1908 nucleotides. Its product is annotated as putative GPI-anchor transamidase. Lineage: Eukaryota; Viridiplantae; Streptophyta; Magnoliopsida; Fabales; Fabaceae. The transcript has 10 exons. Gene Ontology annotation, molecular function: GPI-anchor transamidase activity. Gene Ontology annotation, cellular component: GPI-anchor transamidase complex. Gene Ontology annotation, biological process: protein localization to cell surface; attachment of GPI anchor to protein; proteolysis. The record is from RefSeq and is a predicted model, not a curated record. The coding region runs from base 293 to 1489 and encodes 398 amino acids.
AAAAAUACUCGAAGAAAGAGUUGGUUGUGAAAAACUAGAACUAGAAGAACUGCCACCAGAAGACGCCGAUCUCGUUCGCCCGAAGAACUACCUAAUUUAUUUACACUCCCGCUGACGCCGACACCAAACUCAUUUAAUUCAGUGUUUGAUUUGACCUACAUGAUCCUUAAACUACCCGAAUCAUCAGCUGUUUUGCGAUUGCGGGAUUGAUUUGUGGUUGCAGUGAAUGUGAUGGAACACUUAUUUGGUACCGGAAGAAAAGAAGGACAAGUUAGGUAAAGAGAAUAAAAGCAUGGCAUUAGGUGUUUCAAAGCUCCCUAUGAAUAUGAUCAUGAAAGUAUUGCUGCUGAUAUUUCUGAGCUACUCUGUAGCAUACUCCUCAUCUGCGUUUGAGUCUACAAUGCACACUAAUAAUUGGGCUGUUUUGGUCUGCACGUCUCGCUUCUGGUUUAAUUAUCGGCAUAUGGCCAAUACCCUGUCAUUGUAUAGGACAGUUAAACGGCUAGGAAUACCGGAUGAGAGGAUUAUACUCAUGCUAGCAGAUGACAUGGCAUGUAAUGCUAGAAACAAGUACCCUGCCCAAGUUUUUAAUAAUGAAAACCAUAUACUUAAUCUGUAUGGGGAUAAUGUUGAGGUAGACUAUCGUGGCUAUGAAGUGACAGUGGAAAACUUUUUACGGGUACUUACUGGACGUCAUGAGACAUCUGUUCCAAGGUCCAAACGACUUCUUAGUGAUGAGGGAAGUCAUAUUCUUCUGUAUAUGACAGGGCAUGGAGGUGAUGAGUUUUUGAAGUUUCAGGAUUCGGAAGAGCUUCAAAGUCACGAUUUAGCUGAUGCUGUGAAGCAAAUGAAAGAGAAGCGCAGGUUUAAGGAGCUUCUGAUAAUGGUGGACACCUGCCAAGCCUCUACUCUUUUUUCCCAGCUUCAUUCACCAGGUGUUUUGGCAAUUGGAAGUAGUAUGAAAGGAGAAAAUUCAUAUUCACAUCAUUUGGAUUCAGAUGUUGGCGUUUCAGUUGUUGAUCGUUUUACAUUUUACACUCUUGCUUUCUUUGAGAGGCUGAAUAUGUAUGACAAUGCUUCGUUGAGCAGCCUUUUCAAUUCAUAUAAUCCAAAUUUGUUGAUGUCGACUGCAUAUUACAGAAUGGAUAUAUACCAACGCUAUUUAAAGGAGGUACCUGUGACAAACUUCUUUGGUUCUGUAAUGAAAACGAUACAUACUGAUUCAGCCUACAGAUCCCGGUCAAAUAAAAAAAUUGAGGAAGCUAAAAGCAAUAUGUCUUUGGAUGAAUCAAUCUCUGACAGUGACUCGGAUGACGAGGAUCAAUUUAAUAAUUUAACUGCUGAGAAAUAUCUCUGGUAUAGUGUUGGACCACUAUGGAGUGCUAUUCUCAGCAAUGCCAAUACUUCUGAAAGCAUCGAUACUUUGGUGUGCUAUGGACUGCUUUUAAUGCUUCCUUUGCUGAUAUUUUCCACAUGGCUGUCAAAGUAAAGAUUGGGGAAAUAUUCCGUAAGUUUGUUAGCAGAGCAGACACAUUUCUUUGAUGCUGCUAGAUGGCACCGUUGCUUGAAAUGCAAUUUCACCCGAAAAAGCAGAUUAUUUGGCUGCAUAAUAUGUGGGACGCAAACUACUGGUAGAGCAGCUUCAUAGUUGUUGCCUAUCAGCUGUAUUCUGUUAGCUAUUGCUUUUGCCUUGGUGCAGUUUAUUCUGGUAGCCAUUGGUGAUGUUGGCUUGCUGCUGCUGUCAUGUUUCGCCUUGUAUUUUGAUGAUGAUUAUGAUUAUGAUUGCAAACUGUAAAAUUUUUGUAAAACCUCGCUCUAUUUUUAGAUAUUAUGUUGAUGUCCAACAUUAGAACACUGCUCUUUUAAGAACUCGGAAAUGAAAAUGCUUGAUCAUUUUAUCUACUUGUA